Molecule: messenger RNA, 15688 nt
Organism: Hemiscyllium ocellatum (epaulette shark)
Lineage: Eukaryota; Metazoa; Chordata; Chondrichthyes; Orectolobiformes; Hemiscylliidae
Gene: ppip5k1a
Product: diphosphoinositol pentakisphosphate kinase 1a
Exons: 31
Coding region: 386-4393 (1335 amino acids)
Biological process (GO): inositol phosphate biosynthetic process; inositol metabolic process
Cellular component (GO): cytosol
Molecular function (GO): inositol hexakisphosphate kinase activity; 5-diphosphoinositol pentakisphosphate 1-kinase activity; diphosphoinositol pentakisphosphate kinase activity
Source: RefSeq, a predicted model, not a curated record
GGUUCGGUUGGCCGGGAGGUUGUUAGGGGAGUUUCCAAGUGGGGCCUAAAUGCUGAGUGGAGCCAGCAACAUGGAGGUUAUAGAGGAUGGUUAAACCGGCGCAAGGAGGUGUUCUGAAGAGGUGGGAGGAAGAGAAUUUUCUUUGACAUAAGGAAAUUGCUGGUUUGACUGCACCCGUGCAAGCCUGAAUUCGUUGUGCUAAGAUUACAACUUAUUCUAAAGAUCUGGACUGUGCCCUUGACAGCAAAUCAUAAAGUCAGCAAGAUUGUUAAUAGCAAUGAUACCGAGGCUGGAAUUAGUACUAUGGGAAGUUUAGAUAGCUGUCUCUCGCUGCCUGUUUUUAAACGAUGACUAAUAUCCGUGAUGAAAGGUCAACUAGGUUGUCAUGACAACCCCCACCUCUUUUGAGGGGGAUCACUUGACUCCUACAUUCUUUGUUGGAUGCGAGGAGGAUGAAAUUGAUCUGGAAUCAAACAUGAAGGCAGAAGACCUUGACCUUUACGACGAUGAAAAUGAUUCAGACUCGCCGCCUGAACGCCAAAUCCUAGUGGGGAUUUGUGCAAUGGCGAAAAAAUCAAAGUCAAAGCCAAUGACACAGAUCCUUGAGCGUCUGUGUAAAUUUGAAUAUAUCAGUGUGGUGAUAUUUAACGAAGAUGUCAUUCUGAAUGAGCCUGUGGAGAACUGGCCAGUGUGUGACUGUCUGAUCUCUUUCCAUUCUAAAGGGUUUCCUUUGGAUAAAGCAGUGGCUUACGCAAAGCUCAGGAACCCAGUUCUCAUCAAUGACUUGAAUAUGCAAUAUUUUAUCCAAGACAGGAGAGAAGUCUAUCGAAUUUUACAACAAGAAGGGAUAGACCUUCCCCGAUAUGCAGUGUUGAAUCGUGAUCCUGACCGGCCUGAUGAAUGCAGUCUGGUGGAAGGUGAUGAUCAUGUGGAAGUAAAUGGUGAAAUCUUCCAGAAACCCUUUGUUGAGAAACCCGUGAGUGCGGAAGACCAUAAUGUGUACAUUUACUACCCUGUGUCGGCAGGGGGAGGGAGCCAGAGGUUGUUCCGUAAGAUUGGAAGUCGGAGCAGCGUUUACUCCCCUGAAAGCACUGUGCGUAAAACUGGAUCUUACAUCUAUGAAGAGUUUAUGCCAACAGAUGGAACAGACGUAAAGGUUUACACUGUUGGUCCUGACUAUGCACAUGCAGAGGCACGCAAAUCACCAGCUCUGGAUGGGAAAGUGGAACGAGACAGUGAAGGAAAAGAGAUACGUUAUCCUGUGAUGUUAACUGCCAUGGAAAAACUAGUUGCGAGGAAAGUAUGCGUAGCUUUUAAGCAAACAGUAUGUGGUUUUGAUCUGCUGCGUGCGAAUGGGCAUUCCUACGUUUGUGACGUCAAUGGAUUCAGCUUUGUGAAAAACUCCAUGAAAUACUAUGACGACUGUGCAAAAAUCCUAGGUAAUAUAAUUAUGCGGGAACUCGCCCCUCAGCUGCAGAUACCAUGGUCCAUACCCACAGAAGCUGAAGAUAUUCCAAUUGUUCCAACCACCUCAGGAACUAUGAUGGAACUGCGCUGUGUCAUUGCAAUCAUUCGACAUGGUGACCGAACUCCAAAGCAAAAGAUGAAGAUGGAAGUCAUGCAUCCAAAAUUCUUUGACUUGUUUGAGAAGUAUGAAGGAUACAAGACUGGCAAACUAAAGUUAAAGAAGCCAAAGCAGCUUCAGGAAGUUCUAGACAUCACCCGUGAGCUUCUAGCAGAAUUGGGCCAGCAUAAUGACUGUGAAAUAGAGGAGAAGAAAUCCAAGCUAGAGCAAUUAAAGACUGUGCUGGAAAUGUAUGGUCAUUUUUCUGGAAUCAACAGGAAGGUUCAGAUGACAUAUUUGCCUCAUGGCCAACCCAAAACUUCCAGUGAAGAGGAAGAUUCGAGGAGGAAUGAUCCAUCACUACUUCUGGUAUUGAAAUGGGGAGGGGAAUUAACUCCAGCAGGCAGGGUACAAGCAGAGGAGCUUGGACGAGCAUUUAGGUGCAUGUACCCUGGAGGCCAAGGGGAUUAUGCUGGCUUUCCAGGUUGUGGCUUACUUCGUCUACACAGCACCUACAGGCAUGAUCUGAAGAUCUACGCAUCUGAUGAAGGCAGAGUGCAGAUGACUGCAGCAGCUUUUGCCAAGGGGCUUCUCGCAUUGGAGGGUGAGCUGACUCCAAUUCUUGUGCAGAUGGUGAAAAGUGCCAACAUGAAUGGUCUACUGGACAGUAACAGCAAUUCCCUCAGCAGCUGUCAGCACCGUGUCAAAGCAAGGCUUCAUGAGAUCAUGCAGAAGGAUCAGAUGUUUACAGAGGAGGACUAUAACAAGCUGGCCCCAACUGGCAGUGCUUCUCUUAUUAACUCCAUGAAAUUGAUUAAAAACCCCGUCAGUACCUGUGACCGAGUAUAUUCCCUUGUCCAGAGUCUCACCUCUCAGAUUAAGAAGAGAUUAGAAGACCCCAAAUCAGCAGACCUUCAGCUGUACCACAGUGAAACUCUGGAGCUGAUGCUGCAACGUUGGUCAAAGCUGGAGAGAGAUUUCAGGAUGAAGAGUGGUCGCUAUGACAUAAGUAAAAUCCCAGAUAUCUAUGAUUGUAUUAAAUAUGAUGUACAACACAACAGCGCCUUGAAACUUGAGGACACCUUGGAGCUCUUCAAACUCUCCAAAGCCCUUGCAGACAUCAUUAUUCCUCAGGAAUAUGGCAUAAACAAAGAGGAGAAGCUGGACAUUGCCUAUGCAUAUUGCCUUCCAUUGAUCAAAAAAAUGCAACUUGAUCUACAACGGACACAUGAAGAUGAAUCUGUCAACAAACUGCAUCCACUCUAUUCCAGAGGGGUGAUGUCUCCUGGCCGUCAUGUUCGAACACGGUUAUAUUUCACAAGUGAAAGUCACGUCCAUUCUUUACUGAGUUUGUUUCGUUAUGGGGGUCUCUUGGGUGAGCUAAAGGAUCAACAGUGGAAGAGAGCCAUGGACUACCUUGGAGCAGUCUCGGAACUGAACUACAUGACUCAAAUUGUUAUUAUGUUGUAUGAGGAUAACAAUAAGGAUCCUUCUUCAGAAGAAAGGUUCCAUGUGGAACUUCAUUUCAGCCCUGGUGCUAAAGGCUGUGAUGAGGAUGAAAAUGCCCCCACAGGGUCUGGAUUUCGGCCUGCAUCAGCUGAGAAUGAAGGUGGAUCAAAAACUGAUCAGGGCAGUAUGGAGGAUCUUUCAGAGAAUCGGGGAAAUGAUGAUGCAGAUGGGUUUCUUCCAGCCUUGCCUCAGCCAGCUGAGCCUUUCCAGAGUCACAGGAAGACUGCCCUGACGAAGACCAGGAAGAUGGGCUCAAUGGAGGUGCUUUCUGAGAAUUCUUCAAAGUACAGCGGCUACCGGUUAUUGGCUCCUCCAUAUUCUAGACAACUGUCUGAUGUUAAGCAGAGUGGUCUGGGUUCCCAGUGUGCUGGUUUGUUCAGUACCACAGUACUUGGUGGCUCUUCUAGUGCCCCUAACCUCCAAGACUACGCCCGCUCGCACCGCAGAAAAAGUGGCUCCAGUUACUUUUCUUUGAAGGAUGAAAUGUUAUCUAUGCCAGCCGUUAAAAGAUUUUCUGUCUCGUUUGCAAAGCAUCCGACUAAUGACUUACUGGAGAAUCAUCGUGUGGCGCAGUUGCUGAGGCGAUUUUCAGCUGAUAACAGUUUCGCACAGAACCUGGCCCUUGAUGGUGCCUUGGCCCGGCAUCUACAUCAGUGCUCGUAUCACAUUCGCCUCUUCAAGAAGUGGUUGAUCUCUGGGCAGGAUGAUAUCGACUGCCUCUACGGUUUUGAAGGAUGUUCAAUGGUUCCUUCAAUCUACCCUUUGGAAACACUCCAUAAUUCUCUCUCCCUGAAACAAGUGAAUGAAUUCCUUACAUCCAUCUCUGAAAUUUGUGGGAAAUCUCAUGAUGGAACAUCAAAAGAACUUUCAGCAAUGUUUGAGACCAUGGGGAAUAGCCAGCCCACAGUAGAUGCGUAUAUUCCUCAACAAGUCUUGCCCUCCACAGUUGCUUCCCUUUCAUCCCGUCCUCGCUCAGAGAACCCUCCGUGGUAUAGCAGUGGUCCAUCGAGCACUGUGUCGAGUGCUGGUCCGUCAUCUCCCAACACCUCUGACAACUCCCCCCGGUUUAGUUUCAGCGAUAAAUCAUCACUCACGCCUCAGAGCAGUGAAGAGCAGCAGCAAUCUGUCCAUGCAGCAACUCCAAACCAACAUCCUGGCUGCAAUCACAAGGACCUCCAACUGACACCAGCUCUUCAAACCAGUCAGGGGCAGCAAGUCAUUCAAGGUCAACAGCUGCACCAGAAUCAUAGUGACCCACAGCUGAUGGGGAGUAUGACUGGGCAGGGACAGCAGACAGUGCAAGGUCUGGUGGAAACCUAGCAGUGAUUGUUCUGCAGCAUUGUGCCACCAGACAUGAUAGCUGCUCAUCUGCUUCUGUUAAACAGAAUAUUUUAUAAAUGUCACUUGCUGACUCUGGGGUCAGUACAAUGAAUUAAUGCUGCACUGUAAUACAGAGAGGUUGGAUGUUCCAGCUUUGGGCUUUGGUGGUUGUUAUCACCUUGUGCCUCUGGUCCCCCACGUGGUGUUGGUGUAGGUGAGGUGUCUUUCUAUCCCUUGUGAUGGGUGAUGUAUUUGUAUGGUAUGUCAAUCUUCUUCCUAUAACCAUGUACAGAAAGCGAGCCAUUUCUUCAUCCAUGUAGUUUGUAAAUUGUAAAAGAUUAUUUAAUGAUGGUAUUUUGUAAAUAAGGAACAAGUUAAUCCUCAUAGGACUGAUAGGACUUUAGUCUCCAAUCAGUUUUCCUUCCACCAAGAUUCUUUCCAUUAGCAUAACUGUGUGUUGUGGAGCUUAAUGAAGCAAGACAGACCUGACAUGUAAAUCUUAAGUCCUUAGCCCAGUUACUACUUUGAUAACAACACAAAGGUCGAGCCUUGCUUACAGGGCAGCUGUGAUGUCCUGUGAGUUAUGAACCAGAGAGAUAUUUCUGCCAAGUUAGCCAAUCUCAGACAGCAGUUGGGUAUCACCAAUUGAUCUUGACAUCCCUCUUUGGUGAUGAGGAAAAUUCACUAAAAAGGUUCAGUGGACACCUGUGGCCAAUAAACCACCUCAGUUUUAUUUUGUUCUGCUUGGCUGUUUAAUUCAAGGCAUAAAGCUUCACUUGUAGUUUUUAGCAGUUGUUGGGUCAUUACUCUAGAAAUUGAAUAAUGAGUUGAAACACUGCCAGGACUCAUUAGACAGAAUGACCACUUGGGUGUGAUCCUGUUGGCUGUUGCUGCAUAUGGAACCUCACUUGGAAGAAGAGGGGAGAAACGCAGUUGAGGAACAUGCAAAGCCCACUGUGUGCUAAAUAACAAAGCUUCAGAAAAUUCAAAGUUGAAACAGUCAAUAAUCGAUCAGUAAGUUUGAACAGUUAAGCUAUGGCAUCAUGCAAUUUACUUAUCUCUGCCAGCCAUCACCUCUGAAGUAAUUAAGAAUGAACAAAAGUGCUAGUCUUGCCAGUGAAGCAAGAUCUUACGAAAAAUGUUUUGAAUAGUUUGUCGGUGUAAGUAAAUGCUAUGGUUUAACUGUUCAAAGGGGGCUGCAGCUCUGAAGCAUGUAGGAUUAAUGAAUUUUCUUAUUUAAUACACCCAAGUUUGUCAGAUUUAUCCAUCGGUGUCUUGAAUGUAUUACAUGUGAUCUUUAUGGGAGAUAUCCACCUCUAUAUCAGUCUCAUCUGAUAGUUUGUCUCAGUGUCCUGAGCUCAGGGAGAGAAAAAGCAACUAGUAUUGCAAUACUUGAUUACAGCCAAACAACUCGUGUGUGUGUGUGUUUGUGUGCAUGCAUGUGUAUGUGCAUUUCUGUGUAUGCAUCUUCACCACAUACAGGAUUGUGUAUGGCUGGAACAUUUACCACAGUUAAACAGCCUGACACAGCUACCUAGACUUGUGCAUGAAGAUUGUUGACAAUGAGACAGUAACCGACAGCUGGUUCCCACAGACCAUGACCCUCAGCAUGAGUCAAUACCUUCUGGAGGAGAAGAACCUGAUAAUUUGUGCGUGAAUUGUCCUGUGCUAUAGUUAUAACCUUGACAGGGCUGUAUGAACAAUGUGCUUAGCGUUCAGUCAGCAGCAUAUGGAAAGCAAUCACCUCAUGAUAUGGAUGACAGUGUAAUGACUAUAGUAGUUUUUUUUUAAAAACCAUCAGUUUAGAAAUGUUUUAUUUCUGUGUUUUAUCAGUAGGCUAGUCUGGACAUCUGCUGUUUGAGGUUGUUGUGAUAGGAAAUUUUAAAAAAACUGGUGUUAGUGUUACAACACGUGGCAAACGCUCCUGCUUAAUUUAAAACCAGCAACACAGAAAAGAGUUAUCCUGUGCAGUAAUCUGUAAGAAUUAGAGGCCAAGAACUAUUUAAAGUAAAAAUUAACAACUUUAUUUCUUAAAGUAUAACAGAGAAUAAAUAACUAGCAACUAUUUACAGUUUGUUCCUCUAACCUAUGUUUUUUACCUCCCCUUCUAUAAUACUAGCCAGAUAAAACUCCCAAUUAAGAUUUAUAGAAAAUUCCAAACUUUAAAACCAGCCAGCAGUUGAAUUUUCUCUCUGUCUUCGUCGGUAGAUUGGCUCUCCAGGUCAGUGUUGAGGUUUUUCUCUGUGCAAACUCCUUGUCCUUGUACCUCUCGGAGAGUUCUGACUAGCAGUCUAUAGCUGUAGGUCUUGUGGCAGUUCCCCUCCCAAAUGUUCAAUUUUCCCCAGUCUUAUACCCCAAACCAUCAGAUUGUGUCAUUGGCUUUUAAGGUUGUUAAUAUACUCAAUACAAACUUAAUUGGAAUUUUUGGGGGUAUAAUUUAAACUGGCCUAAUUCAAAUCUGUUUUGUUGUUUCCAGACAACUAGCUACCCCAGUAGCUGGAGCACAUGUUGCAUUGUAUCUUAUUGAGAACAUUUGGUGCUGUCACUGCUAGCUUUUACUCUCUUAAAGGUAUAGUACACCCAUGUCUUCAUAACAUUAGUCAAGAUGAGAUGUUUCCACAAGAUCUUGGGCUAUUGUAGGUCAGCUGAGAGUGUGGAAUCAACCCAUGCAUCUCAAAAUGAGACAGGAAAGUUAACACUCUUGAGCAAAUUUUAAGGCUGGUUUUAGUUUUCUCCAGUUGUCAACCCCAUUGGGGUCAUUCUAUAAUGAUUGUGACAGUGCAUUGUGUGUGGUGUUGGAGUAAGUGUUUGAAGUUUAUGGGCUGGCCAGUACCUGCCCAUACAACGUUCAGGAUUCCAGCCUUUGUUAGUGGUGUACAAAAGCAAGGACGUGAUGUUCAAUCUUUAUAAAAUGCUGAUUCGUCUUCGCUUAGAUAACUGGGGACAAUUCUGGACACCACACUUUAGGAAAGAUACAAAUGAAAUUGACAAGAAUGGUAUUGGGCUUGAGGGAUUUCACUUCUAUGGAGAAGUGAGUGUGAUUUAAGGUUGUGUAGAUUUAGAGCUGCUCAGAGUUAUAACGGAUUUUAUAGAUUGAAUAAGAAAAAAAUCAUUUCCAAGGAUAAGAUGGGUCUGAUAUCAGAGGAUUUAAAGUAAUUAGCAAAAGAAGCAAAGAGAUUAGAUAUUAAUUAUGCAGCAAAUUUAUAUAAUCUGAAAUGUACUGCCUGCAAGGACUUUGGAAGCAGAUUCAAUAACCUUCAAAAGUUAAAUAGUUGAAAAAAAAUUUGCAGGGUUUUAGGUCAAAGCAAGGGGAGUGGGAAGUCUCAAGAGGAUUGAUGCAGGAAUGAUGUUUUCCCCAGCUGGAGGGGUUUUGAGAAGCAGUGGAUACAGUCUCAGAAUAAGAGGCAGGUCAUUUAGGACUGAGACAAGGAAUCUUUUCGCUCUGAGGGUUGUGACUCUUUGGAAUUCUCUACUCAGGAGUACUGCGGAGGAUCCGUCAAUGAGGAUACCCAAGAUAGAGAUUGGCUGAUUUCUAGAUUUUAAGGAUAUCGACAGAAAUGGAAAGAGUGCAUUGAGGUGAUGCCAUCCUAAUUAUUAGAUGACCAGCCAUGAUCUAGUUGAAAGGAGGAACAGGUUAAUUGGGCCAAAUGGCCUAUUUGUGUUUUUUUUUCAUAGCUAGCCAAGAUAAGUGGACUGCAGCCAGCAUUUAUUGCUCAUCCCUCAUUGUGUUAAGAGCCCCACAGUGCUGUGGGUCUGGAAUCAUGUGUAGGCCAGAUCAGGUGAGAAUGACAGUUAUCUACCCUAAAGGAUAUUAGUGAACCAGAGGUUUUUUUCCAACAAUCGUCAUUAGACUUAAAAUGCCAGAUUAUCUCCCAUGGCAGGAUUCAAAUCUGGGUCCUCAAAGCAUUACCUGGGUCUCUGACAUACGAGUCAAGUGACAAUACCACUAGGCCAUCACCUCUGUUAUGCUUCUAAGUAAAUGGUAAUCUCUUUCAAACAGCCUGCAUAGACAUGAUGGACCAAAUGGCCUCCUGCCCAUAAGAUUCCAUGAAGUGGGUUGGCAUGUCAAUUGUUACAAAGCUGGGGUUAGCUAUAAAUGUGCAAUAAAUGCCUUCCAUGUCCUGAGACUAACUUUACAUACAAAGUUUAAUAUUGUGUGGCGUACCUCUUGUUGACCAUGCUCCUGCUGUUUUCUAGUGCUAAACCAAUGAACCAAUGUAUGAGUCUUUAGGUACUAUUUCCAGAUCUAGCCACAAUCUGAACGGGCAGCUUGUGGAGUUGAACUAUGAACCCAGCAGUACAAGUGAACAGGGCAUAAAAGCUUCUAACACCAAACAUUACAUGUCAUCGAAGCCCUGUUUCUCAUGUAUUACCACAGAUCAGUUCAUUGGGAAUAUUUUAAAACAAUUAUUCACGCUUGCGAUUUUCACUCCAGGCCGCGAAUAACCCUGUCUCAGCCCUUCACUAAAGGAAGGGUGGAUGGUGCAUGAGUCCAUAGCACUCAUCUCAAACUGCUGGUUGGUUAAAUGCCUGAUGUUUAUGUGUGUUUUUAAAAGAAAUCUCGAUGUCUUAUCACUUUGAAUUUUUAAUAUGGAUUGGGAUUAGUUUGUGAUGAGCUAUUUGAACUCAGCCAGAGUGGAAUUUUGGGAAAUAACAAGUUAGCCUUUUAAAGCUCCUGGCCAAAGGAAAAUUCCUAUUCCUUAUUAUUGUUGCAGUGAUCCUUGAUCAUGAAAACACAUUGCAAGGAAAGAAGCAAGCUUGCUUGUGAUACUGGCCCUCCCCUGAUGAUAAAGCCCUCUGAUAUACACUGCCUGAGAGUGUGCAGGAGGUGUCUCUGAAGAUGAAUCUGUACUUUCGCCAAAGCAGAUUUAGGAUUUAUUUUUUAGUCUUACGCCAAUUAAAGACUGAAUUGUAGUUUUUGAGGCUGGGCAAAAUUUGAUCAAAGAUUGUACUGUGUUCAGGCUAUUCUGUUGUACUCUGAAAUUGAGUGUGUAAAUAUAUAAUCAUAAUGUUUUGGUCUCGAGUUAAAACUACUUUUGUUCUUUCACCAACACAUUUUGCAGUUUUCAAAUAGUGUACUGAGUUAAUGUAGACCCUAGAUAAGUUUGCUAAAUAGUUGAAUAGGUAGACAUGAUAGAAAAGGGAAGCUGAAGUUAAGAAGUACAUGCAACGAUACUUUUAUUUGUUCAUGGAUGUGGGUGUCAUUGACUAUGCCACCCCUUUAAUUACCCUGGGGAAGAGGGUGAUAAGCUGCCAUCUUGAACACUGCAGCCCUAAGGGCGUAGAUACACCAGUGGUGUGGUUAAGAAGGGAGGUCCAGAUUUUGGGAUAAAAACAAAUGGUCCCAAGGUGCGUAGAACAUAGACACAGGCUUCCUGCACCUUCUGCUUUUAUUAAAUCUGGAAUUUUGCCAAACUUCUGUUUGUCUUUCAUUUUUAAUUUAUUAAACAUUUUAACAUUCAAGUAACAACAGGAAGACGAGAGAAGAUGGUGAAAUUUAAAACCCUUCUUCUCUGGUCCCAUUGCAGUGGGCGAAUCAGGAAGAAUUAGUUAAAUUUGAUACCUGACUUGAGCCAGGAUAGGGCCAACACAGCAUGGCAAUACAGUCGGUGAGAGGGACUAGGAAGUGACAAUAUAAUGUUCUGCUGUUGGAAAAUCCAUCAACACACAGGGACUGAACAGAGUUGAAGCUACAGUGUCACAGCUGUAAUUGUAAUUCACAUAUUUUUUUCAAAAUAGGCUCUGGAUCAAAGUUAGGUCAGUAUAGUGGGAGGAGACAUGUGUGAAACAUAACUGCUCUGGCGUAGACCAGCUUUGCCAGAUGGCUUGUUUCUGUACAGUAAAGUUCUGUGUAACUCGUGCAAAAUUUCUUAAUCUGAGUCCGAAUCUGUCUAUUGUUUUGUUUCUCCCCACAUCUUCAUUUUCAGAAGUUUUAUCACUGUUACUGAGAUCAAUACAUGUUGGCACUAUUUAAUUGAUUUUAACGAUAAAUCAAAGAACUUUGCACUGUAAAGUAGAGUUGUAACACUGGCUAUAAUUUCACUUUUGCGAGGUUAAAAACUGUUUUUGUAUUUGUGGCUGUUGUGCAAUUUUGUUGUUCCAGCAAAAUAAAACCCAUGGAGAAAUAAAGCAUUUUACAAAUGAAAAGUUGCAGAACUCAACCCUUGAGAGAACUCAACGUGGCACUUUUGGAAACUGUAGCAAUAGACCGUACAGAAGGAAACCAGUUGGCCAAUUCACCCCAUUGUUGCUGUAUUCUAGAGCAAUCUGGAAUGAGUUUCACUCACUUACUCUCUCAUAUCCCUGUAUCUUCCUCUGCUUUGUCUGUCUGAACCAUCAGCUGGAGUAAUCCCUACAUAAUCAUCUACCCUCUCCUUUUAACCUAUUUGAUCAGUUCAGAGAUGUGCAGAUUAGGUGCAUUAGUCAUGCUUAAUUGCCCAUAGUGUCCAGGGAUAUACAGGCCACGUGGUUUAGCUAUGGGAAAUCCUGGGUUACAUGGAUAAGGUAGGGGGGAAUGGGUCUAGGUGGGGUGCUUUUUGGAGGAUCAUUGUGGACAUGAUGGCUUCCUUCUGCCCUGUAGGAAUUCUAUAAUUCUCUGAAGCUUUUGAUCACUUGUCUUAAUGUCUCCUGAUAUGUUAGGUUUUGUUUGCUGAUGCUAUGAAGUAUAUUGGAAUAUUUGACUACAUUAAAAAAGCUAGAUAAAUACAGGUUGUCAUUGGUUCCAAUACUUACCCACCUUUCCCUCAAAGAUGUUAUGUCCUCUGUCUCAGCUAUUCCCUGUGACAAGAUGUCCCUAAGCCCAAAAACCUUAUAUUUCUUCUACCUUUUCAUCACUUUCUUUCAAUUUAAACAAAAAAAAUUCAUAGGAAGCUUGUCAUAGAGAUGUACAGCAUGGAAAUAGACCCUUUGGUCCGACUCAUCUAUGCUGCCCCGACAUCCUAAAUUAAUCUAGUCCCAUUUGUUAGCAUUUGGCCCAUAUCUCUCUAAAGCCUUCCUCUUCAUAGACCCAUCCAGAUGCCUUUUAAAUGUUUUAAUUGUACCAGUCUCCACCACUUCCUCUGGCAGCUCAUUCUAUACACAAACCCUCCCUGUGUGUGACAAAGCUGCCUCUUAGGUCCGUUUAAAUCUUUCCCCUCUCACCUAAACCUAUGCCUUUUAGUUUUGUGAUUUGAAAGAACUUAUAUUAACAGAGCUGAUGAGGGUGUCACUAAAGAAGUCCAAUAAAGCAGACAUCAACAUUGUAAUGAAAAGUCAUAAACUGAUGAAUGACUGAUAUAAGGACAGACUUUCUCUUGUUUAUUAAAUUAUUGCAUUACACUCUUUCUUGAUUUGGUUGGGGCUGUUUUCACUUUUUACUCACUUGAUAUAAAAUUUAACAUAAAACUGGUGUGUAUGUGUAUAUGGUGAUUGGUGAAGGCUAUCAAUGUGUUCAUUAUGUAUUUUUGGAAGCAGUUGAGGAAAGAUUGCAAUGAAAUCUGCAUACUCAUUUCAUCUCCAACCCUUCUAGCCUGAGGGUGUGGAGAGAUUUGUUGUAAAUUAGAUUAUUCUUUGACUGGAUGUACUCCAUAUCUUAAAAUUAUUUAUUAAUGGGAUAAUUUCCAAAAGAGGCUUUCUCAAAUAAAGGCUGGGGCCUUGGGCAAGGUGUCUUUACAUUUUAUACAGAAUCCACUGGAUUUUAUUGUGGUUUUAAUUACAGACCUGUUGAAGAAACCAAAGGGAAAGUCCUGUUAAAAGCAAAAUACUGCGAAUUCUGGAAAUCUGAAAUGAGAACAAAAAAUUGUUUAGUAAGUCAGCAACACCCGAGUUAACAAUUUGGCCCUGGUGAAAGGUCACUACCCUCUGUUUCAGUCUCCACAGAUUCUGCCUGACCUGCUGAAUGUUUUUCAGCAUUUUCAAUUUGUAUUUUGGAAGAGUCUGACUGACUGUUACACACGCACAAUGCUAAAGGAAGGGUGAGCAAGCCGUCUUGAGUGGAGUCUGUAGCUUGGGAGUCUGGGCAACACAGUGACAUUUGCUUGGUCACAAAACAUUUGCAGUUGACUUGCAGAAAGUGCCAAAAUACGCAGCCAUUCAUCAGGGAGAGAAAAGCAGGUUAGCAUUUCAAAUGGUGACCUUGUGUCAGUAUGUCUAGUGAAAGUCACUCCUGAAUUGCUAUGACUUUUUUCUUUCUCAGAUCCUUUGUUCUUGGGAUGUUACAGUAGCUGGCUAAUUUUUGCCUGUCCCUAAUUGCUUUGAAAAAGCUGUUGGUGGUGAGCUGCCUUCUUAAGCUGCUGCAGUCAUUGUGGUGAAGGGACACCCACAGUACUGUCAGGGACAGUGUCCAGAUUUUUGACUUGAUGAUAGUAGACGAGUGGUGAGACAGCUCCAAGUCAGGAUAGUUUCUGUCUUGGAGGGUAACUUGCAGGUAAUGAUGUCACUGUACACCUGUUGCCUGUAAUCUUGGUUGUAGAAGCAGUGGAUUUGAAAGGUGUUGUCAAAACAACCUUUGUGAGUGGCGACAAUACAUCAUCCAGAUGAUGGUCCCUGAAGCCAGGCUGAUGCAGAGUGGGAAUGUUUAAGGUGGUGAAUGGGAUGCUGAUGUUGUUGAGCUCCUUGAAUACUGUUGCAGCUGCUCUCAUCCAGACAUGAAUGGAGGUUUCCCAAUUUGUACCUUGUGGACGAUGGCCUGGUAUGCUUCCAGUAUGUACAAUUGAUCCAGCCUUACCACAGCAGGGCUUAUUAUGUGGACUCACUAACCUUUACAACUUUGUCUGCCAAAAUCUAUCCAUCUUCGCUGUGAAGUGUCAACCUGUCCUCUAGAUGCAACACCUCUGAGGUUGUUCUACUAUAACGUGCAUUUUGUUAAUGCAAGUUUGCUGUAGCGCAGUUGAUGAAUUGGGGACACUUUCUAAAGUGCAAACUUUUAAACCAUGUGUUGGCUAUAACACAAUGACGUCACCAACACUUUAAGUGCUGUUUCUAAAGUGCGAUUUUUUUUAAUAUAAUGCAGGGUCACACAAGAAUGCAACCAUCAUGUUAUAGAAGAAUGACCUGUACAGGUUUCACUGCUCUGUGUGUGAAGACUCACUUCCUGAUUUUAAUUCUGUUCAAAGAAAAUCCAAAUGUAGAAAGACUAAUCAUCCACUCAUUUCAGAACCUGCAUUUAUAUAAUGUAGUAAAACACUCCAAACUCUUCACAGUAUAGUUAUCAGGCAACUUUUCCUGAUGAAGGGCUUAUACCCGAAAUGUUGAAUUUCCUGUUCCUUGGAUGCUGCUUGACCUGCUGCGCUUUUCCAGCAACACAUUUUCAGCAACAUUUGUCACUGACCCACAUUAGAGGAAUUUAGGGCAGAUUAUUCAAAUGACUUUGGUUUUAAAGAGUAUCUUAAAGGGUGAAUUGGUGCCCACAGGAUUAGAGAGUGUAUCCCAGAGCUUUAAGCCCAGGCAACUGAAGGUAUGGUUCUCAAUGGUGGAGUGAUUCAAAUCUGGGAUGCUCCAGGGGGUAGAAUUGGAUGAGGAUAGAUAUUUUGCAACGUUUAGAUUCUUCACACAGCGGGUUGUGAGUUCAUGGAAUGCCCUGCCCGUAUCAGUGGUGAACUCUCCUUCUUUAUGGUCAUUUAAGCGGGCAUUGGAUAGGCAUUUGGAAGUUAUUGGGCUAGUAUAGGUUAGGUAGGAUUUGGUCGGCGCAACAUCGAGGGCCGAAGGGCCUGUACUGCGCUGUAUCCUUCUAUGUUCUAUGUUCUAUGUUUCAGGGCUGGAUGCAGUUAAUGAAAAUAAAGAUUGGGUAAGGUCAUGGAGAAGAAAGAAAACAAAGAGGAUUCCGAAUCAAGGUGUAGUUCAACUGGGAGCCAAGGUAUACCGUCAAAUGUGGAGUAUCAAAAUGAAUGAGAUGAUGUAAGUUGGGAUAUGGGUAGCAGAAUCUUGGAUGAUCUUAGGAUUCUGUAGGGUAGAGCACAGAAAGGUGACCAGGAGUGCAUGGGUGUUUUUGGAGUUGGGCAAUUACAGGGGCAUGCAUGAGGAGAGGGGGGAGUGGCAGGGGGCAUCUUUAUGAUUUUAAAAAAAAGAACGAGCCAUCUAUUAGUCCCUGCAGCCCAUCUGUUUUGGCCAAUCUCAAUCCUAGCCUAGCACCUCCACACCACACAUUCUCAUUCCUUCCUCCAGUUUCUGUUUGAUGUGGUGUUUAAUCCUCUGCAAUGGCAUGGCCUUUUUACAAUCCUUUUCCUCACAGUUCGACCUGCUGCAAAUCAAGUAAGAAAAUGUGAGAUUCCUUUCCUGAAACCAGUUUGACACAUACUGCCAGUGAGUUCCAUUUAUCAUUUGUGCAGAAGUUGCACUUUUUACUGAUACUGAGCAGGAAUUUAUUUGCACUUUCUGUACAAUUUCUUAAGGAAAAUUCCAGAACAAUAUCUUUUACUUUGAUUCAAUUACGUACAUUUAUCAAUGUUAAGUUCAUUGUUGAAAGCAAAUGAUAAAGCAAGAGAAUGUCUCAUAAAAUGAUGAACAAUGAAGCAAGUCAAGUGAUGGCAGCCAUUGAGAUGUAUAUUCAGUGACUGUCUCAUCUGUUUUUGAUUAACUGUUAUUUGAUGUGAGUCUGCUCGUGUUGCUUGAAUGAUAUCUCGAUGUAUUGUUGGGAGCUUGUGAAUAAUUGCAGUUGGCAGCUGAGUGCGAACAAAGCAUAUCACAGCAACAGCCCUACAGAAGGUUAAGCAAACUUCUGCCUUCAGCUCUGGAACCACCCCCCUCCCCCCCACCUCGCCUCCCCUUGUUGAUACUACACACAAACAAUCUGAUAUGUUCCAAAGUGAGUUAUUUGGAACUUGUUUUCAUAUGAAACAGAUUUCCAAAAUCUUUUUUUUUCCCCAAAAAACUCUGCAUGUGACUGCAGUGAGCUAGAGGGGUUUGCUACUGACUGUUAUCAAGCUGAUUUUAUGGACAGUACAAUAGACAUCUGAACUUGAGCUUCUGUCUGCAGCUUUGGAGAGGGUAUGAUGAACCAUUCUGUUUCUUUUGUCAUCCUACUGACAUUCUCAACUGUGGGCUUAUUGCUGGGAAAUCACCACCUCAAUAAUCUGUCUUAGUCUCAUGCUUGUAAUUUAUUUUCUACAGGAGAAAUUGUUGAGAUCCUUUUCAGCUUACACUGGUGAAUGCAGUUAGUUUUCUUCUGAGAAAAAGACCAUAAAAGGCUUUCUGUCUUAUCUAUGAUUUGAGCUGCAGGGGGAAGGAUGUGUAAUGUUCGUGGAAUCAUGAUGUAUUAACUUAUUGAAGUAGUUCCCAUCAUGUGGUUUUUAAAUUAUUUCAUUAAUAAAGCUUAACAAA